Cyprinus carpio (common carp) is the source of this 892-nucleotide messenger RNA. Its product is annotated as ensconsin-like. Lineage: Eukaryota; Metazoa; Chordata; Actinopteri; Cypriniformes; Cyprinidae. The transcript is spliced from 3 exons. The coding region runs from base 266 to 841 and encodes 191 amino acids. The record is from RefSeq and is a predicted model, not a curated record.
UAAAAACUGGUGUUCCAAAAAAAUAUAUUUUUUUAGUGGUUGUCUAGUUAGGCAUUUUGUUUUAGCGUUAAGCAUAUUUUUACAUUUGUACGUUUAUAUGUAAAAAAAAAACAAAAACAUUACUUUCGUAAACUAGCUUCUUCCUUACUACCUGUGUGAAUAUCCCCUUACACACAGCUAAUUUGUUAGUGAUUGAAGCUGUUUUUAACGCUUCUAGGAACGAAAGAGCAGACAGAAAUGUUUAUAAAGCUCCGGGGAGAGAACGAUGAGCUCUUCACCGGAGCAAAGAACUCUGCCACUGUGGGAUGGAGGUACAGGAAUAAAUCUAUUUAGAAAUCCCAUUGUAAUAUCAAGGAUAGUUUUGGAGAAGAUGGGCCUGUCUGGUAAAGUGACACCAGCCCAAGCAAAGAAAAAGUGGGACAAUUUAAAAAAAAAAUAUAAAGAAUGCAAGUAUCCAGGGUCAGGAGAGGGAGUGAGUGGGAAGCCCACUGCUGCUACUUGGCCCUGGUUUGUCCAAAUGGAUGAGGUUUUAGGACAAAGGCCUUCAAUUUGCUCCCCUGUCCUUAUUGCCUCCAUCCCUAUGGACACUCCAGGGCCAAGUGCAGCAGUGAGUGACCAAGAGGAGAGAGAGGAAGAAGAGAGGGAAGGAGAUAGGCAGCCAGCAGCGAAGAAGAGGAGAAGGGACAGUGACCAGGAGCUGUUAGACCUCAUCAGGGAGGACAUGAGGCAGCAGAGAGAGGCUGAAGAGAGGAGAGCACAGGCUGAAGAGAGGAGGGCACAGGAGAGCAGGGAGAGGAUGGACAGGCUCUUCUCCAUUCUGGAGUGUUGGGUCCCCAAAUAAUUUUUUUUUUUCUUGGGGUGGGAGGGAUUAAAUUUUUUCCAUUGUUAGCUU